Papilio xuthus (Asian swallowtail) is the source of this 2502-nucleotide messenger RNA. RefSeq lists its product as uncharacterized. The record is from RefSeq and is a predicted model, not a curated record. Lineage: Eukaryota; Metazoa; Arthropoda; Insecta; Lepidoptera; Papilionidae. The transcript is spliced from 7 exons. Bases 372 to 1616 code for a protein of 414 amino acids.
CAGUGACUACUCAGUCACAAAAAAAUCCAUUGUGCACAUCUUUCCCGUACACCCUGUAAAAGAAAUGUACCAUAGUGAAAAAGAAUGUGUACUUAUCAAAGACAAUUUUACAUGCUCUUUGUCAAACAACACUGAAAAUUGGCCAUGACAUUGAAAAAGACGCCAGUCAUUCCUUUUCCAUUUUCCACUGUUUGCACACAUCCUGUUCCUUGCUUAUUCCCUAUUUCCAAUACAUCCAGCCCCCAUUUUUUUUAAAGUUAAAUCCAGUUAAAUCAAUAUAACCGCUAUCACUACGCACAUAACAGAUAAGCACAAUUUAUCGGGACUUUUAAGCUCUCUAUUUACAAGUUUCGAUUUCGUGUAAAACUACAAUGGAUCGUGCAAAAUAUUCCAAACUGCAAAAUAAGUGGCGGUGUUAUUAUGAUAAGGGUCAACAUGAUAUAUUUAAUACGAGCUCUGAAGAGGAAUCAGAUGAAACACCUCCAACACCAAUGGAAGAAAAUAGUGUUGCAACAAGUACUACUGAUGCAACAGUAACAUCAGAGCCGACAGGCUUGCAAGCUGAGGAGCAUGAGGAAGAACAACCACCAGAUGCGCCUGAAUUGCAAGUACCAGAUGAAAUUGAAGAAUCCAGGGAAGAACAUGUUCCUGUUAACUUUACACUAGAUGAACCUGGUAUGGGAAACGGGUUGAAGCUUGAGCUUGCCAAACUACAAAAACUCAAGUUUGAAAAGUCACUGAAGUGUAUGGCAGCUCAACAACUUGAAUAUAGGCAGAGAUUGAUCAGGCAACUGAAUUUGUUGUUAACUCACAAUCCCAUUGGUGAUUUCGACAGAGAAGUAUAUUCUCUGGAAGAUUUAACAGGCCCAAUUGGGCCCAAGGUUUCAGAAAGACUGAAAAAGAAGUUUGCCGCAAAAGUAAAGUUCGAUGAAUAUCAUGGUGAGAUGGAGAAUAAUAUGCAACAGGAUAUGGUAGAAAUGCAAAACCCUGAUGAGGUGGAGGAUGAAAAUACUGAGGGUCAGGAGGAUCAACAAUGUCACAAUGUGACAUCCUUAUUUAAGCGUCCAAGUGCCCUAUAUCAGUACAAUAUGGUACGCCGUUUAGAGACAAUAUUGGAAGAACCAGAGUCGACUUCGGAAGAACAAGGACAGUCUGAUAUAGACCAACAAUUAGAUACAGAAGAUGAUGUUAGCGAAGAUAAUGUGGAUGGGGACACUGAAUCGGACAUUUCCCUUAAUGAAGACUUUGAGGAGUUGGAGCGCAUAAUUACAGAAUUCCGCUUUAGAGCUCGUGGACGAAGAGCAGCUCUGAGACGUCAACGACGAUUCAACAACCUCAUUAUCACAGUCUUGGUUUCCAUUGCAAUCUCUGUCAGGUUUAUGGGAGGUGAUCUCGUGGAUGAACUUCUAAACUACUGUACUUAUGUAGACUCCACCAUCAUAAUAUGCUUAUUCUCCGCUGUGCUCUGUAUAUGCAAAAUCUAUCAGUCAAUUGCGUAUGCUGAUAUUGAUGAUGAAGAUGAAUACUCGGAGAGUGAGGCAUCCGGUGAUGGACCAUCAGAUAUGGACAUGGAUGAUGAAGAUCCGGAACCGAAUGGGAGCUCGGCCGCAGAAUAAAUGCUUCAACCAGCCAUCAAUAGCAACUGAUACUUCUCAGCCCAUCUCAUCUACUAAAAACACAUGGAGUACAUUCUUAUAUGGAUUAUUUGAUGCUUAAGUAGCAUUCUUAUUUCUAAGAUUUCAUUGAUAUUGUUAAUGUUCUUUAAUUUAGAUAGUUUUUAAUCUACACAUAAUGUAAUUGUGUAGAUUUAUGAAUUAUAUUGAUUGUCGUAGUGUCAAGACAAGGAUUAAUUCAUAUAUAGUUAUAUUUCGACGCUUUGUUCCUGUAUAAUUAAACAGUUCGCGGAAUUUGUUUCUAGUAGGGUUAUCUGCGCAGUGUAUAAUAUAUAUUUAGAUUGUUAAUGUAUGACAGAUGCAACAUCAAGGUAUGCUGCUUUACUGACAAUGUUGUAAGACUUACUUUGUUUUUUUUGACCAAAAAUCUAACCUCAAAGAAGGACACAUUCAGCAUUUAAUAUUUUGUGCUAUCAAACCAUUAUGUUUUUUUUAGUAAUUAAGUUUGUUGUUGCAUUUAUUCGGUAUAUUGAUAUAUAUUUAUAUAAAAAGUAGUACACCACAGGCUGCGGUAUACAUUGCCUCAAGCAACCUGUGGUCAGAGCUGUAGAGAAUGGAGCUUCCUCUCUAUGUGCAUGGUUUCUAAGAUGUCUGCUUUUCUAUUAGGCCCUUAAUACAUCAGUUUAGCAUUGUUCAACUUAAGAUGUUGGUUUACUGAUUUGGCUAUUUGAAUAUUGGUAGUUGAUCUACCAAACCACUAGUAACCGUAUGAGUUGAAUCCAAAUGUUUUGACAAUUUUUCGUUAUUAGUUUGUUACAUUCAUAUUAGUACACAUUACAAGAAGAUUGUAAUACCGACUGUGAUAGUUUAGUGAAAAAUCAGUUCAUAA